AAAAAGAAAAAGAAAAAACGGCGGCGGCGUUGUCUGUUUAUGACUUUCACAUGUUGUAGUAUUUUGUUUGUGGUUUCUGUUGUGUCAUUAUGCCGUCUGAAAGUCUACGAUGGGAGACAUUAGAGGCCCUCAAAAACUCGCCGAAGGGACAAAUUAAAUUCGACCCACACUGGCUGGAAAGAGGCGAGGAUAUCUUUGUGGGGUACAAUGAGGUUCUCAGCUUGUCACCAUUUGCUGGUGCUGUUUUGGAUCGGCUUACCACCCAGUCUUUGCAGACAUCGUUUGUGAGCUCUGGACACUCCAGCCCUGGCUUGUCUGGGGAGAUUCCAGCCUCUCCUUCAGCUGGAUCUGUCCCUGAGGUCAAUGGUAAACCCACUGUGCUUUUGGUGGCUCUGCCUUCAAAGUUUGACACUGAGGAGGCUGCCAGCAGUGAGACAGUGAACCACCAUUCAGAACCAGAUGUUUGUAACGUUUCCAGCCCUACGUUGCCACCUGCCCUGUCUGUGCUCUCGCCCAGAGCCAUGGAGAUCGCGGGCCAGAUACGGCUUUGUGAGGAGGAAUACCGGGAAAGGGCCAAGAUGGCACUCCGGCUGCGGCAGGAGAGACAGGAGCAGGUUUUGGCUGCCAUAGUGAGCCGUGAAUCAGAGCAACUGAAACGCUUUGAGGAGUUGACGGAGUUGAAGCAGCGGCAGGAGCAUCAGAGCAUGAGAGACAUGAUCGACAGAGAGACUAAAGAGAGCAUGGGGCGCCAGGAGAAGCUGAAGGAAGAGCACAGACACCGAAUAAAGAUCCUGAACCUACGCCUGCGGGAGGCGGAGCUUGAGCGCCAGCGGGAGGCGGAGCUUGAGCGCCAGCGGCAGGUAGAGGGCAGGGAGAGACUACGGAACCUCAACACUAUCCAGGAGGAGAUCUUGCAGCUCAACCAGCUGCUGCAGCUGUCCACCCAGACUAUGACCUUCAUCCCGCCGACCUGUGUCAGUACUUACAGCACCCGUGGAAACCAGCUCUGCUCUCAGGUGUCAGAGGUUGUGAGAAAAACAUCAGAGGGAGAUUUUCCUAGCAUGGAGGACAUGAAUGUGGCAGGUCGAGCCCUUCAUGAAAUGAGGGAUCUCCUCCAGCUGUUGCACAAAGAGGCCUCUGAGGUGCAGGAAAAAAAGAAAAAGGAGCAGGAGGAGGAAGAGGAGCUAAAAAAGCAGGCACUGAUACAGGCCCAGCAGGAGGCUGAGAAGACGGCCGCACAGUUGGCCAGGCAGAAAGCUGAGAGAAAAGGGCUGAAGUCCAACACAGAUGAUGUUACACUGACAUGGUACAACCAGCUUCAGGAAUCGGCAAAUCAGUGCUCUCAGUCCUUCAGUCUGCUUUCAUCUUCUAAAGAUACCCAGAUCAAGAAGCUGAAGAUGGAGCUUCAGAAAGCAGCCACCAUCCCUGUUAGUCAGAUCUCCAGCAUCUCCGGGUCCCAGCUUCGAGAAAUCUUCGACAAGUUGAACAAGCUGCUCUCCAGACGACCAGUGGUGACUGGGGGGAGGUCUGUCUCCGCCUCUGAUCAUCCACAGGGCCUGGACUUUGUUUAUUAUAGAAUGGCGGAGAAGUUUGUGAAACAAGGAGAAGAGGAAGUGGCUUCCCAUCACGAAGCAGCCUUCCCCAUCGCUGUGGUGGCCUCAGGCAUAUGGGAGCGCCACCCUCGACUGGGAGACCUCAUCCUCGCUCACUUGCACAAGAAGUGUCCGUACGCAGUCCCAUAUUACCCCCCAAAGAAGGCAGGCACAUCUGUGGAAGAAUACCAGAGGGUUCUCGGUUAUCGUGUUGAUGACUCUGGAGUUGAAGCCCAUGGGAUUUUCCUGAAGCGGAUGACUGGCAUGAUUCGUCUCUAUGCUGGCAUCAUCCAGCUGAAGUGGCCCGACAGCUCCACGCAGGGGUUGGGCCCUCACGGUUUGAACCACGGCUGGCGCUGGGUCGCCCAGAUGCUGAACAUGGAGCCACGAACUGAUGUCACAGCGACGCUGCUGUUUGAUUUCCUGGAAGUUUGUGGUCACGCGUUGAUGAAAGCCUAUCAGGACCAGUUCUGGAAACUCAUCCUGCUGCUGAAAGAGGAAUACUUCCCGAGGAUUGAGUCUGUGACGACCAGCGGGGAGAUGGCCUCCUUUGUCCGACUCAAGCAGUUUGUCGAGACGUCGCUGCGGAGUCGUUACAUCAGCCCGCCUAAAGGUCAGCUGACCGCAUCCUUCUGGAGAUCAUGAUGUUGGAGGGAAGUCAACAACAGUUGCACAACGACAACAACAAAAUUAUUAUGAUUGCAG
This is a messenger RNA of Thalassophryne amazonica, 2297 nucleotides long. RefSeq names its product GLE1 RNA export mediator (gene gle1). Gene Ontology annotation, molecular function: inositol hexakisphosphate binding; phospholipid binding; translation initiation factor binding. Bases 90 to 2237 code for a protein of 715 amino acids. Gene Ontology annotation, cellular component: nuclear pore; cytoplasm; nuclear pore cytoplasmic filaments. The transcript has 15 exons. NCBI's taxonomy places the organism in Eukaryota, Metazoa, Chordata, Actinopteri, Batrachoidiformes, Batrachoididae. Gene Ontology annotation, biological process: regulation of translational termination; poly(A)+ mRNA export from nucleus; regulation of translational initiation. The record is from RefSeq and is a predicted model, not a curated record.